Molecule: messenger RNA, 4285 nt
Organism: Sycon ciliatum
Lineage: Eukaryota; Metazoa; Porifera; Calcarea; Leucosolenida; Sycettidae
Product: methylcytosine dioxygenase TET-like
Exons: 16
Coding region: 517-4197 (1226 amino acids)
Source: RefSeq, a predicted model, not a curated record
GAACGGAUGAAGAUCGUGUGCUAGUAUCGGCAGCGCUUGCUGGGCAUUGCCAAAAACCUAGAUUCUGAUUUCGUGCAGAAGCCUCUGAUUCGUAGUGUGGUAGAUCGACCACUACCACUGAGUCUGUGCCAGCUGCAAAGUAACCGUUGCUUACCUGCUCAAGACGCAGCGGUAGAGUGCAGCUUGCUCUCGAGUCUCAUGCUCAUAUAUCAUAGCUCACUCAGUCCAGGUCUUUCACUUUCAGCGCUAUCGUAGAUCGCGGAGCGUCACACUCUGGUGGUGUUUGCGACGGACUCGUGCUGCUGCAUACUGUGGCCAGCGUAACCAGUGUAGGCUGUAGUACAUAGUGCCGUGAUCGUGAGCUCAUAAUCAGCCGCUUCGUUCCUCCCUGAGACUUGUCAAGGUUUUCAUCGAUCGAAGCAGGGCGCACGUCGGCAGAUACCCGCUCGGCGCUGGUCUGACCUACCCGCACCGGUCGCUUUGUCGUGCCACGAGCACAACGGAGCAGCGAAGAGAAUGGCGGGGCGGCCAUUCCUCGACCCGCGCCCACCCGAGAGGGGCACAAAUUCUAGUGGCUACAUGUCAAGUCAAAGUUCCGCGGAAGUGAACAGGUCCAAUGCACUGUUUCCAGGUGCUAAUGCACUGUUUCCAGGUGCUCAGCCUGCAGUGGAACAGGCAUUUGAUGCUUCAGCGCUGCAACAUCAACAGUUGAAGCUCCAGCAGUGGCCAAUGCAACAAUAUCAAGCGCCACAAGAGCAGCAGCAGCAGCCGCCACGACAACUGCAACAGCAGCAGCAACAACAACUGCAACAGCAGCAGCAACACCAACUGCAGCAGCAGCAGCAGCAACAACUGCAACAACAGCUGCAACAAGAACUGCAACAGCAGCAGCAACAACAACUGCAGCAGCAGCAGCAACAACAACUGCAGCCGGACCAGCAGCAGCAACAACUGCAACAGCAGCAGCAGCAGCAACAACUGCAACAGCAGCUGCAACAGCAACUGCAGCAGCAGAAGCAACAACAACUGCAGCCGGAGCAGCAGCAACAACAACUGCAUCAGCAGCAGGAACAGCCGCAUGUACAGCAGUGGCUGCGGCAUCAGCAACCGCAGCAGCGACAAUACCAGCAACCAACGGAGCAAUACCAACAAGCUUCCAACCAGCUUGCUGGACUAAACCAGGUUGCAUCUGCACUGCCUGCAUCCAGUACCGGCACUGCUUCUAACGGCUCUGACUUCGCUGGCCAGCAGUACGCCCUGCCAGGCAUUGGCGCUGCAUUUGGGCAGGACGAUGUAAGAACGGCAAUGGAGGAUGGCAUGGAUUCGUCUGACAAGGGCUACUCUUCUGGACCAAUGGCUACUCUUGCCACCAUUGCUGGUGACGUUGAGCUGGAGCCGAUGUCAAUGCAAUUUUCUGGCCCGCAGGGGCUAUUACCAAACAACACCACUCCAACUAGAAUACUUCCACUGGGUGGCUCUGCAUCUUGCAAUAAUGGUGGUGGUGUGAAUGGAGCUCCAUUUCAACCAUAUUAUGCUCAAACCAAUGGCAAUGGUUCAAUGGCUUUCAAUACCACCACCAACACUAGUGAUCCUCGCACCACCCAAAAUCAGGGUCCACAAACAGUCCAUACUGUGAACGCGGCUGCAUUCUCUUGCAGUAGCAGUAGCGACAACAUCAACAACACAAGCAGUGGGAGUGGCGCAUCCGAUGCGGACACUGCCCUGCCUAAUGUGAAUCAAAUUGACCGGCGUCUGUUGGUCUCCCAAUCCGGUCUUUACCAAGGCGGUGUCGGUACUGUGCCAGUGGCCAGUCAUAUGAUUAAACUAGCACAUGCUGGAAUGCCUGGAUCAAACACAAGCAUCUCUGUUCACCCAGUUUCUAACAGUCAGGACAAUUUCAGGCCGCCCAAUGAAUUGGACACAGCCUUCAUCAACAGUCAGCCUCCCGGCCGCAACAAUGGUUCCAUGUUGCAUGCUGCCGUCUCGAAGUCACACACUGGAAUGGUAGCUACCAUCGAGACAGCUGCUUCACUGCCGAUAUACGAUCGGUCAUCUCUGGCUGGCCAACAACAACAGCAGCAACAACAACAGCAACAGGAACAGUUGCAGCAUGAACAGCAAUACCAGCAGCAGUGGAAUUCGCACGGUGCAGGCCUGCACGAAUGCCCCAUACGAUCUGACAAUGAUAUUGAAGAUUUACUUGGACGUAUGCCACCGGAUUCUGGAGAGGCAAGGCACAUGGCUAGUUCAGGACAAUGUGGGCCUCACAUCACGACUCCGUCAUUGCCGGCAGGUAAUGACGAUGGAAUUCACCCCUUCCUGGCGAUGGAAUUCCACCCUACAGAAGUGCCUCACAGUGCCCUCACGGCGGCUGCAUCUGUUGCUGCUGCUGCUGCUUCUGCAGUCAGUACCCCACGCGAACAUAGUGUGGAGGAAUUCCAAGAAGGUGAUGACGUGGCCGCAAGCAAAGCUACACCGUCCACUCAGUCGGAUAACAAGGACACUGAAAAGAUGGCCAGACUUCAAAAAGAGAAUGACGAGUUGCGAAAAACACUGAAGUUCCUCCAACAAGCUGUGAAUCGGAACAAGGCCAAGCCAGUGGUGCUUGCUGCCACCAGGUCAAAGUCAAGGCCAAGACAUUCGCAGUCAGCUACAAAACGCUCACAGUCGUCGCCAAGACCCAGCGUUGAGCCAGCUGCCACGGAGGAUUCCAAGGAGGCACAGCAUCAACUGUUUCUCUACGGAUUGGGACACCAAAUUCAGAGACCACUACUGUCAGUGCCUGCAUCGACCACCACACAAGCAGAGGCAACGAGUGCCGAAGCUACUCAAGCCUCGACUGGAGUCAGCAGUUUCAUUGGUAGAAUAAUCAAGCCCGAAGAAAUUGAGCAUGUUACCCUCACGCCAGGCAAAGAAAGAUUCAAUCGACAAUUCUAUGUGAAGGCACACUUCGACAGGUUUAUCCCAGACUGUGCGUCGCAAUGUCAUACCCUUUACUUUCAACUGACGUCCACACGGCGCACUGUGAGGAGUCAAGCAGCUGAGUUUUCCAGGCACACUCACAUUCUCACAGCACUAGUGCCAAGCAUACCAAAGGAUGGCAUUGGCUGUAAUGAGGAAGUGUUUGAAGUCACUCUGGUUUGCCAAAUGGGUCGCAAAUCAUGUCCGGCCAUUGGCCACAUCACACUCAAUGCGGAGGAGCAACAGGCAGGCCCUGGGUCAAAGAGCUCAGUUCCCACGCGAGAUCCGAACACUGCAACCAGUGGAUCAGGUACACGUGGAAGUAGUGCACCAGCAGGAGCAAGCAACGCGUCAUCCUCCUACGGAGCGCUGCCUGGUGGAAUGCAGGAUGGAAUAUCUCACUGCAACAUUGCCAUUGCUACAGGAGCUGAUAUCAAUGUGAGCAACCAUGGCGGUGAUGACAAUAACGAUGGAAGCAGCUCGUCAGAUUGUGAUCCAACAUGCCAUCAGUGUGUUGCCACAGUUCCCUUUAUGAUGUCCGUCCAAGGUGGGAUAACAAGUUCAUCAUCUUCGGCUGAAACUGACCCCGAUGAAAACGUGUGCAGAGUAACAGGUGGAGACGCAGUCAGCCAACCUUGCGGCGUGCAAGCUUUGGCAAAGGAGCAAACGCAGCACUGCAUUCCAGACAACUACAAAGUGCUUGGCACGGUUGAGCAGAUCACACACCUCUUCCAAACACUGAUCAAUGAGGAAGAUUGCACAGUUUCGGUCAGCAAAAAGGAUGAUGCAAAGGAGGAGUCAACCUUGCAGAAUGCAAGCCGCCUGGAGGAUUCUACCCAAUCCACUUCCUCCACUGCAAGCCAGUCCAUUCUGGAUUCGUGUUCUCAAUCCCUCUGCACUACAAGCAAUCUGGAGUACUGUUACCUGCCGGUUUCUAGAACGAAAUCAUCCCUGGAUGAUAUCACCUCCAACCAGGACCACUCAGAGCAGCCGGACAAUGAGCCUCGGAAUAGGCGACGUGCAGGUGAAGGCAGCACUGCAGCUAGCUCAAACCCACUUCAGCCUAGUGCCCCAAGCCAUGGCCCAUUUGACCUCUUCAUUGUCCUUAGCAGUGUAAGUGCGCAAUUGACAAUGCCUUCAUUUUUGUGUGCUUGUGUGUCCCGGGCGAGAGGGAAGUAUCAGAGCCGGUACUGCGCGAGUGCGAGGGCAUCAUUUCACUAUUCGUAUCCCAUGUGACUGUUCUAUGCAUGGCAUUUGACCACUUGAGCAUAUCAUGAGUAGCUAGUUAUGAGUGUAAUAUACGUAGCGUUUCUUCACCUUCACU